This is a messenger RNA of Sphaeramia orbicularis (orbiculate cardinalfish), 1219 nucleotides long. Its product is annotated as mucin-2-like. The transcript has 2 exons. Gene Ontology annotation, biological process: cell surface receptor signaling pathway. The record is from RefSeq and is a predicted model, not a curated record. NCBI's taxonomy places the organism in Eukaryota, Metazoa, Chordata, Actinopteri, Kurtiformes, Apogonidae. Bases 58 to 1014 code for a protein of 318 amino acids.
UUUGGAACGAGUACACUGUGAUGUCCACAGGAACAUCCACAUACAGCUCAGCUCACAAUGGAAGUGGACCACGUCUUGACCUUAUGCACGUCUAUAUAUCGUAUAGUUGAGAACGCCAAAGCCAACAAAGAGCGCUGCCAACGAGUUGCCAAAAGAGUCAAAGCUUUGGAGGAACUCGUUCUGACCAUCAAACAGAGAGGAUUGUGCCAGUUCUCAGACCCGGUGAACAAUGCUCUGAGGGAAAUCUACCAGACUUUGUCAUCGGCCAAGGCACUGAUCACGAAAUUCACUGAAGCAAAACCUGUAAUGAACAUUUUGAAAUCUAGCAGUAAUGAAGACAAGUUCGCCAAGAUUAAUGAGAGACUAAACGAUAACUUCCAAAUUCUCAGUGGGGCUCUACAAAUUGAGCAUGGAGAUACACUCAACAGAAUGUGUCACACUCUUUCAAGGUGCCGUUCGCUUAGCCAACAAGGAGAUACACCCGACAGAAUGUAUAACACUCUUCCAAGGUCCCAUUCGCUUGACCACCCACCAGAAAUUGGAUUUGGGAAUCCAACAAGUCUUAUGUCUCAGGACUCUGUUUCGAGCCCCACAGCACCCCCCAUGACUCCAAGGCCACUGAUGAGUCCUACAGCUUCUCCUAUGAUCACACCAGCUAUACCCGUCACCACCCCCACAGCUGCCAUGCCUGUCCGCAGUGUGAUGCCUCCCAUGUCUCCCAGUCCCAUGAUCCCCAUGCCCACUCCCAGCAUCAUGCCUGUUAAUAAUCCCAUCAUGCCUGUGAAUUUCUGUAGACCCAUAGCACCUUCAGUAUUCGCUCCAACAGUUGUGUCCCAACCUUACGUGAACACCGUCUUCAUCCCCCCCAAACCUGUCAUUCGCACCAUUGCCCCAGUGACUGUGCGGCCAGUGCACACAGUAACCCAGAUGUUCCCUGUUAAUACUCCUCAAAUGGCAUUUUCUCAAACAAACCAAACUGUUGUAACAACUUAUGUGGUGAAAAGGCCUUUUUAAUCUUGAUGGCUUAGUGAGUAAGUUUUAGAAGGGGUUUGCUGUUGUUAUCUUACAGUGUUUCAACAGUAGCUCAAAAUGGACUCCUUCUUUUAUCUUCUUCUUCCAUUUUAUAAUGGGUAACAUCAGCGUUCAGGUGUAUUAGUGUUACCAGCCAUGUUUGAGUGAUUACCAGGCUUAUUACGUUUAAAUCAAACACUGGCUCUAA